CCCUCCGGCUUCUCCUUCUCCUGCCCCCGGCAGCUCAAAGUGCCCCCUUACUUGGGCUAUCGGUUCCUGGGGGAGCGGGACUGCGGGGCCCCCUGUGAGCCAGCCCGGCCCAACGGGCUUAUGUACUUCAAGGAAGCGGAGGUACGAUUUGCUCGGCUGUGGGUGGGAGUGUGGUCUGUGCUCUGCUGCGCUUCCACCCUCUUCACAGUGCUCACCUACCUGGUGGACAUGCGCCGUUUCAGCUACCCAGAGCGGCCCAUCAUCUUCCUCUCGGGCUGCUACUUCAUGGUGGCAGUGGCCUACGCAGCAGGUUUCUUGCUGGAGGAGCGAGUGGUAUGUCUAGAGCGAUUCUCUGCGGAUGGCUACCGAACCCGGGCCCCACGCACCGUGGCCCAAGGCACCAAGAAAGAAGGCUGCACCAUCCUCUUCAUGAUUCUCUACUUCUUUGGCAUGGCCAGCUCCAUCUGGUGGGUCAUCCUGUCCCUCACCUGGUUCCUGGCUGCUGGCAUGAAGUGGGGCCAUGAGGCCAUCGAGGCCAACUCUCAGUAUUUCCACCUGGCUGCCUGGGCUGUGCCUGCUGUCAAGACCAUCACCAUCUUGGCCAUGGGGCAGGUGGAUGGGGACGUACUCAGUGGGGUGUGUUACGUAGGUAUCUACAGCGUGGACUCUCUGCGGGGCUUUGUGCUUGCACCCUUAUUUGUGUACCUCUUCAUUGGCACUUCCUUCUUGCUUGCUGGCUUUGUGUCCUUGUUUCGUAUCCGCACCAUCAUGAAGCAUGAUGGCACCAAGACUGAGAAACUGGAGAAGUUGAUGGUGCGUAUUGGUGUCUUCAGCGUCCUCUACACAGUGCCUGCCACCAUCGUCCUGGCAUGUUACUUCUAUGAGCAGGCCUUCCGUGGCACCUGGGAGAAAACGUGGCUCCUCCAGACCUGCAAAACUUAUGCUGUGCCCUGUCCCAGCCACUUUGCCCCUAUGAGCCCAGACUUCACUGUCUUCAUGAUCAAGUACCUCAUGACUAUGAUUGUCGGGAUCACAACUGGCUUCUGGAUCUGGUCUGGCAAAACCCUCCAGUCCUGGCGACGCUUCUACCACAGACUCAGCACUGGCAGCAAAGGCGAGACAGCAGUAUGA
Molecule: messenger RNA, 1131 nt
Organism: Apaloderma vittatum (bar-tailed trogon)
Lineage: Eukaryota; Metazoa; Chordata; Aves; Trogoniformes; Trogonidae
Product: frizzled-7
Exons: 1
Biological process (GO): canonical Wnt signaling pathway; non-canonical Wnt signaling pathway
Cellular component (GO): plasma membrane
Molecular function (GO): Wnt-protein binding; Wnt receptor activity
Source: RefSeq, a predicted model, not a curated record